Messenger RNA from Meriones unguiculatus (Mongolian gerbil), 3379 nucleotides. It is a transcript of the gene Tmprss9, whose product is annotated as transmembrane serine protease 9. Lineage: Eukaryota; Metazoa; Chordata; Mammalia; Rodentia; Muridae. The record is from RefSeq and is a predicted model, not a curated record. Gene Ontology annotation, molecular function: serine-type endopeptidase activity; protein binding. The transcript is spliced from 18 exons. Gene Ontology annotation, biological process: proteolysis. Bases 19 to 3291 code for a protein of 1090 amino acids.
CCUUGCUUUUGCUGAGCCAUGGAACCCACGGAACCUGACCUACAACUCGUGCCAGAGGCGACAAAGGAAGCCCCCGUCCCUGCUCCACACGCCAGCUGCUCUCCAACGGCUGUCACCGCAGCGGUGGCCAUCAGUGUGGCCACCCUCACCCUGGGAGUCCUUCUGGCCUUCCUCUCUGCGCAGGGGGUCCACGUGGAGCACACGGCACAGCUACGCGGAAUCCGUUUCGCCAGCUCCCUGCAGCAGGAGACCUCUGCCUACUACCGCCUGCUAACGCCUGCUCUGCAAACACUGUUUGUGAGUAGUUUCCAGAAAACAGAGUUAGAAUCCAGCUGCACUGGCUGCACAGUGCUUAGUUAUAGGGAUGGGAACUCCAGCGUCUUUGUGCAUUUCCGGCUGCACUUUCUGCUCCGAGCCCUCCAGCCGCUGAGCCUGGACCGAGAGGAAGCCAUCUUACGGGAAGGGAUCCAGGCAAGGCUGCGGGGACACGGUCUUGCCUUGGCUGCCUACGGCACCAUUGUAUCAGUGGAGCUGACAGGAAGGUGUGGAGGUCCAGUGACCGCGUCGGACUUAAAGUCAGGCCGCUGCCCCGGGAACGCCUUCUCCUGUGACGACAGUCAGUGCGUGAGCAAAGAGAACCCGGAGUGUGACGAGCAGGUGGACUGCAAAGAUGGCUCUGAUGAGGCUCAGUGUGACUGUGGCUGGCAGCCUGCUUGGAGGUCGGCGGGCAGGAUCGUGGGCGGCAUGGAGGCGGCUCCAGGGGAGUUCCCCUGGCAGGUCAGCCUCCGUGAGAAUCAUGAACACUUCUGUGGCGCCACCAUCAUCGGGGCCCGGUGGCUGGUGUCUGCUGCCCACUGCUUCAACGAAUUCCAGGACCCCGCGCAGUGGGCGGCCCAGGCGGGCAGCGUGCACCUGAGCGGCGCGGAGGCCAGCGCGGUGCGCGCGCGCGUGCUCCGCAUCUCCAAGCAUCCGGCCUACGACGCGGACACGGCGGACUUCGAUGUGGCGGUGCUGGAGCUGGCGCGCCCGCUGCCCUUCGGCCGCUACGUGCAGCCCGCCUGCCUCCCCGCGGCCACGCACGUCUUCCCGCCGCGCAAGAAGUGCCUCAUCUCGGGCUGGGGCUACCUGCGGGAGGACUUCCUGGUGAAGCCGGAGGUCCUGCAGAAGGCCACGGUGGAGCUGCUGGACCAGAGCCUGUGCGCCAGCCUGUACGGGCCCUCGCUGACCGACAGGAUGGUGUGCGCUGGCUACCUGGACGGGAAGGUGGACUCCUGCCAGGGCGACUCGGGGGGCCCGCUGGUCUGCGAGGAGCCGUCGGGGAGGUUCUUCCUGGCUGGGAUCGUGAGCUGGGGCAUCGGCUGCGCCGAGGCGCGGCGCCCAGGGGUCUACGCCCGCGUCACCCGACUUCGGGACUGGAUCGCCGAGGUGACCGGCUCGGCCGGCGCGCCGGAGGUCCCCGCCGUGGUGGCCCCCUUCCCCCCCAGCACUCCCCGGCCCACCGGCACCUCCGCCACACCCACCGGCGCACUCAGCACCGCCCCGCUGCACCCCAGCACCGCCAGGCCACCAGAGUGCGGCGCCAGGCCCGCAAUGGACAAGCCCACUCGGAUUGUGGGGGGGCUCAGCGCCCUGUCUGGGGAGGUGCCCUGGCAGGCCAGCCUGAAGGAAGGAUCCAGACACUUCUGCGGAGCCACCGUGGUGGGUGACCGCUGGCUGCUGUCCGCCGCUCACUGUUUCAACCACACCAGGGCGGAGCAGGUGCAGGCGCACCUGGGCACUGCGUCCCUGCUGGGCGUCGGCGGGAGCCCCGUGAAGCUGGGGCUGCGCAGUGUGGUCCUGCACCCCCGCUACAACCCCGGCAUCCUGGACUUUGACGUGGCCUUGCUGGAGUUGGCCCGGCCGCUGGUCUUCAACAAGUACAUCCAGCCCGUCUGCCUCCCGCUGCCCAUCCAUAAGUUCCCCGUGGGCCGGAAGUGCAUGAUCUCCGGCUGGGGCAACACGCAAGAGGGAAAUGCCAGCAAGCCCGACAUCCUGCAGAAGGCGUCCGUGGGCAUCAUGGAGCAGAAGAUGUGCGCGGCCCUCUACAACUUCUCCCUCACCGACCGCAUGCUCUGCGCCGGCUUCCUGGAGGGCAGAGUGGACUCCUGCCAGGGUGACUCUGGCGGCCCGCUGGCAUGUGAGGAGACCCCUGGAGUCUUUUACCUGGCAGGCAUCGUGAGCUGGGGCAUUGGCUGUGCCCAGGCUAAGAAGCCUGGCGUCUACGCUCGAAUCACACGUCUCAAAGACUGGAUCCUGAAGGCCAUGUCCUCCGGCCCCAGCUCCACUCUCCACCCCCACACCUCCAGCACGCGGCUUGUCCCCAGCCAGCCCCCCAAAACCACAGCUGCCGGCCUCAGCCUCCAAGAGGCCACAACCAGCAGACCUGCUACCCCCAGGGCCACCAGCAGGGUGACCGCUGGACCACUCAACACCACACUGUCCGCCCAGAGUACCUCCACCAGGGCGCGCACGCCAGCUCCGGACGGCCCGGGCACCACCGUGCAUGCCCAGCUGCCAGACUGCGGCCUGGCGCCCCCGGGGGCCCUGACCCGGAUCGUGGGCGGCAGCGCGGCCUCGCGUGGGGAGUGGCCAUGGCAAGUGAGCCUGUGGCUGCGGCGCAAGGAGCACCGCUGUGGGGCAGUACUGGUGGCUGAGAGGUGGCUUCUGUCUGCAGCACACUGCUUCGACAUCUAUGGGGACCCCAUGCAGUGGGCGGCCUUCCUGGGCACCCCGUUCCUGAGCGGCUCCGAGGGCCAGCUGGAGCGCGUGGCGCGCAUCUACCGCCACCCCUUCUACAACCUCUACACCCUGGACUACGACGUGGCUCUGCUGGAGCUGGCGGGGCCCGUGCGCCGCAGCCGCCUGGUACGACCCAUCUGUUUGCCCGGGCCCGCGCGGACCCCCGACGGCGCGCGCUGCGUCAUCACCGGCUGGGGCUCGCUGCGCGAGGGAGGCUCCAUGGUGAGGCAGCUGCAGAAGGCGGCGGUGCGGGUCCUCAGCGAGCAGACGUGUCGGCGCUUCUACCCCGUGCAGAUCAGCAGCCGCAUGCUGUGCGCCGGCUUUCCGCAGGGCGGCGUGGACAGCUGCUCGGGCGACGCAGGGGGACCCCUGGCCUGCAGGGAGCCGUCUGGCCAGUGGGUGCUAACCGGGGUCACCAGCUGGGGCUAUGGCUGUGGCAGGCCCCACUUCCCAGGCGUCUACACGCGCGUGGCUGCUGUGCUGGGAUGGAUAGGUCAGAACAUCCAGGAAUGACUGCCCUGUGGCCCGGACUAGGAGGAGAGCUGCUGGCCACCUCCCCCAGCAUGGAGGGAGCUGGUGACAUGGAGGUGUGGGGGUCUGA